UGCAUUGCAAAUUCCGGAAAACAAAAGAUCGUUACAAUAAAAAAUAUCACCAAGUCCGCUAGUAAAACAACCAGUAAGCCCCGCCUACUUGCUCUUACUCAUCUCAUUGAUAAUUUUUAUGCAACUGCUCGUUUCAUUUUUCAACCCUCUCUUCCUGAUUAGUAGAUUCAAUUUGCAGCCGUCUCAUUUGGGCUUUUGAUCUACGGGUUGGUUUUUUAUUUAUUACUAGUAUUAUUUUUGUUCUUCCUAAAAAUGGGUUGAGAUUACUACCGAUAUAGAGAAGGGAAAAAAGAUCCAAUCUUUGCGUUGAAUCCGGUGUGAAAAUGGUGGAAGUUAAAAUGUGAAUCUUGUGUAGUUGGUCCGAGGUAAAAUGGGUUCUUGUUUCAGCGUUGAAGACGACGAGCACCCGCAAUCGCGGAACAAGCAUUCAAGUAACAGAACAGAUUCCAAAGGGGGCUCUGUAGGUUCGAAUGGUGUUGUGAUAAUUCCAAAAAAUGUGAAAGAUCUACGUCAAAAUCCUGGGAAUGGAGAUCUUGAUAUCUUCACGUAUGAGGAGAUGAAGUUGGCGACCAAGCACUUCCGGCCAGAUCAAGUUCUUGGUGAGGGUGGCUUUGGUAUUGUCUAUAAAGGUGUCGUAGAUGAUAACUUGCGCCCAGGCUAUAAGAUGACUCAAGUUGCCAUUAAAGAGCUUGAUCCCGAAGGCCUACAAGGGGACAGAGAAUGGCUGGCAGAAGUUAAUUAUCUAGGGCAACUGCGACACCCUAAUCUGGUGAAAUUAAUUGGCUACUGCUGCGAGGGUGACCAUAGGCUGUUGGUCUAUGAAUAUAUGGCAUCUGGGAGCUUGGAGAAACACCUUUUCUUAAGAGUUCGUGCCACUUUAACAUGGCAAAAAAGAUUGAAAAUUGCUCUGGAUGCUGCAAAAGGGCUUGCGUUUCUUCAUGCAGUGGAGAAGCCCAUUAUUUACAGGGAUUUUAAGACAUCAAACAUUUUGCUUGAUAUGGAUUUUAAUGCAAAACUUUCUGAUUUUGGACUGGCAAGGGUUGGCCCCACUGGUGAUCAAACGCAUGUGUCAACACGGGUUAUGGGCACGUACGGUUAUGCUGCUCCCGAGUAUGUCAUGACUGGACAUUUGACAGCAAGAAGCGAUGUUUACGGCUUUGGAGUAGUUUUGCUGGAGAUGCUGAUUGGUCGGCGAGCAAUGGACAAGAGCAGGCCGAGCAGAGAGCACAAUCUCGUUGAGUGGGCCCGGCCCCUACUAAACCACAGCAAGAAGCUCGCGAGAAUACUGGAUCCGAGAAUCGAGGGACAAUACUCGGGAAGAAUUCUUAUGAAGGUGGCCAAUCUAGCAUAUCAGUGCCUGAGUCAAAACCCGAAAGGGCGGCCCGUGAUGAGUCAAGUGAUUGAGAUACUCGAACCCCUUGUGGCUCAAGAAACGAAUCAAGAGGAGAUGGUCCUGAACAACGGAGGUGGCAGUGUAACGCUCUAUGAAGUUCCGAAGACACCCAAGGAACAGAGUUUGCACAAAGGCGAGAGCGAGAGUGGGAGAGAAGUGCAGCCUGCAAAGGGCAACGGGAGAAGCAAGAGCGAGCCUCCGAAGGAAUGCGACCGUUACGAUCGGUCGCCGGAAGAUUUGCUGCUUGAGAGAUCAACCUCAGGUAAACAUUGAAUUGCAUUUGAAUUGUUGUACACUAAUUUUGAAAUAAAUGCAUCAUCUUCUUGCUUCCUUGUGUACCACAGCUACAUAUUUUUGCACCUUUUGUUCCUUAAUAAAAGUUAUGUUUCCACCUUUUAUCUCUAA
Salvia miltiorrhiza (redroot sage) is the source of this 1798-nucleotide messenger RNA. Its product is annotated as probable serine/threonine-protein kinase PBL17. The record is from RefSeq and is a predicted model, not a curated record. The transcript has 6 exons. The coding region runs from base 371 to 1666 and encodes 431 amino acids. Lineage: Eukaryota; Viridiplantae; Streptophyta; Magnoliopsida; Lamiales; Lamiaceae. Gene Ontology annotation, biological process: protein phosphorylation. Gene Ontology annotation, molecular function: ATP binding; protein kinase activity.